Messenger RNA from Suillus subaureus, 792 nucleotides. RefSeq names its product DNA glycosylase. Gene Ontology annotation, molecular function: DNA-3-methyladenine glycosylase activity; DNA-7-methylguanine glycosylase activity; alkylated DNA binding. The transcript is spliced from 4 exons. NCBI's taxonomy places the organism in Eukaryota, Fungi, Basidiomycota, Agaricomycetes, Boletales, Suillaceae. The annotation marks the transcript as partial. The record is from RefSeq and is a predicted model, not a curated record. Gene Ontology annotation, cellular component: nucleus; protein-DNA complex. Gene Ontology annotation, biological process: DNA alkylation repair; base-excision repair; base-excision repair, AP site formation.
AGUGCAUCAAAGUCUCCAACAUCUUUCUUCCCUACCCCUUAUCAGGUUGCCAAUACGGAUAUCAUAACACUCAAGUCUGCUGGUCUCAGUACACGCAAAGCCGAGUAUGGUCAGUUAAAAGACCUUGCUGCGCGAUUUGCAGAUGGAAGGCUUUCAACAGAAAAAUUACUUGCUGCAGAUGAUAAAACCCUUGCUGAAAUGCUUAUAGAAGUGCGAGGGAUUGGACGGGUAUGUAUUGACAUGUUCGCAAUCUUCUCCCUCCGUCGUCCAAACAUCCUCCCAGUAGGUGACCUCGGUAUCCAGCGAGGAAUGUUGCGCUGGUUUCUCUCGCGCCACUCGUCUAAGCACCCAUUUACACUUUCACCGCAUAAACUGAGCGGUGACGAAUCCAACGAUGACAAAACAAAAGGGGCAAGUGCCAGUGCGAUGGGACCACCGUCUACAACUCCUGCACCGAAAACAACCCCUAGUUCUCAACUGACAGGAGAUGUAGAACCGAAUAAUGAGGUGUUGCCGACAUUGUCUGAGUCACAAUCACAGACUCCCGCUUUAAUUAAAUCGCUUCCUGAACCGUUUACUCCCUCGAUUGACAAGACUCUCGAGGCAGACGCGAUGAACACAGAACCCCUUCCCGAAGGUCUGAGCGUUGCGGAUUUGAAAUCAAGGCUAGAAAGAAAGAAGAUCAAAGGAGCGUUCCUUACUUCGAAAGAAAUGGAAGAUUUGACCGCGUCUUGGGCACCGUAUCGAAGUAUAGGUAUUUACUAUAUGUGGUCUCUGACAGAGAAGAACUAG